AUAAAAUCUCCCCACUUUCACAAUAUUUCCUAGAAGUGCUAAAGUGUCAAAAAUAUCUUCCAAACCAAAACAAAAGCUGUCAUAACAUCCCGAAUCAACAAACAGCACUAGAGGUGGCAAUCAGAUUAUCCGGUUCUAGUCGAGUCGGGUUAGUUUUAUCAGGUCAAAAUACACGCACAGAAUAACGACGAAAUUUGUUAGAUCAUCCGAUUUUAGUCGAGUCGGAAUAGUUUUGUCAGGUCUAGAUACACGCGCAGAAUAACGACGAAAUUCGUCAGAUUGUUCGGUUCUAGUCGAGUCGGGUUAGUUAUGUCAGACACGGGCACAUAAAAACGACGAAAUUCGUUAUCUGCAGACUGCAAUACUGAGAGGCAGGCAGAGAGUUUUACCUCAUCAUCUCCAAACCCCACUUUCUCUCCUCCUUUGACGUCCCAUCCUAAUUCCCUAUAUUAUCACAUACAUACCCACCAACCAAUCAACUGUUCCAAACUUUAAGGAGAUAGAAAAUCAAAGGAAGAAGAAGAUGGAUCAUGCAGCAGAUGCUAGGUGCACGGACUUGAUGACCAUAACACGGUACGUGUUGAAUGAGCAGACUAAACAUCCCGAGUCUCAAGGCGAUUUCACCAUUCUUCUCAGUCACAUUGUUCUUGGUUGCAAAUACGUUUGCUCUGCUGUUAACAAGGCUGGUCUUGCCAAGCUCCUAGGACUUGCAGGAGAAACUAAUGUUCAGGGUGAAGAGCAAAAGAAGCUAGAUGUGCUCUCAAAUGAAGUUUUUGUCAAUGCCUUAACAAGUAGUGGCCGAACUUGCAUUCUUGUUUCCGAGGAGGAUGAAGAGGCAACAUUCGUUGAGCCAGCUCUACGUGGAAAGUAUUGUGUUGUAUUUGAUCCUCUGGAUGGAUCUUCCAACAUCGAUUGUGGUGUUUCAAUUGGCACAAUCUUUGGGAUUUACAUGGUCAAAGAUUUCAAAAAUGUAACUCUUGAUGAGGUCCUGCAACCUGGAAAGCAUAUGGUGGCAGCAGGUUAUUGCAUGUAUGGGAGCUCUUGCACGCUUGUAUUGAGCACUGGAAGCGGUGUCAAUGGUUUCACUCUAGACCCAUCUCUUGGAGAGUAUAUUCUAACUCAUCCAAACAUCAAGAUCCCAAAGAGAGGUAAGAUUUAUUCAGUGAAUGAAGGCAAUGCAAAGAAUUGGGAUGGCCCAACAACGAAGUUUGUAGAAAAAUGUAAGUUCCCCACUGAUGGUUCUUCGCCAAAGUCUCUCAGAUACAUUGGAAGUAUGGUAGCCGAUGUUCAUCGCACUUUACUUUAUGGUGGCAUCUUUAUGUACCCCGGUGAUAAGAAGAGCCCUGAUGGAAAACUACGAGUUCUCUACGAGGUCUUUCCAAUGUCAUUCUUAAUGGAACAAGCAGGCGGACAAGCUUUUACAGGCAAAGAGCGGGCACUUGACUUGAUCCCAAAGAAGAUCCACGAGCGCUCGCCGGUAUUUCUUGGAAGCUAUGAUGAUGUUGAAGACAUCAAAGCCCUGUAUGCUGCAGCAGCAAAGAAUGCUUGAGCUUCAGCAUUUGUUGGAUCCACCUGAAAUCGCUUCUAUCGGAUCCAAAGUUGCAAUUCCUACAUUAUACAGUGGUUACAAGCAAACUAUGUGCAAGUAUAUAUAUGCCCCAUAAAUGUGCAUAACGUAGGAAUAUUGUACAUUUGUGUGAGCACUGAUCAAUUGUCAAACAACUACUGAGUAUAUUUCAUACUUAAUGCCAAUGCUAAAUUGAAAUCUUGCAAAUCACCUUCUUUUCA
Messenger RNA from Chenopodium quinoa (quinoa), 1788 nucleotides. RefSeq names its product fructose-1,6-bisphosphatase, cytosolic-like. Bases 524 to 1549 code for a protein of 341 amino acids. Lineage: Eukaryota; Viridiplantae; Streptophyta; Magnoliopsida; Caryophyllales; Amaranthaceae. Gene Ontology annotation, biological process: sucrose biosynthetic process; fructose metabolic process; fructose 1,6-bisphosphate metabolic process. Gene Ontology annotation, cellular component: cytoplasm; cytosol. Gene Ontology annotation, molecular function: fructose 1,6-bisphosphate 1-phosphatase activity. The transcript is spliced from 12 exons. The record is from RefSeq and is a predicted model, not a curated record.